UUUUCUCAGCCAAUAGGGGAGAUACCGGCCGGGGUUCUGGUAUCGCGAGAUUGGACUAUUAUUAGCUAGAAAGGCUAGCUUGGCUAAAAGGUAUAUAUUGGUUAACCGUAAUAUAUAUAUUUAAAUCAUUAUAAAACUAAUCUUAUGAAUAACUUUAUGUUUUGUUGCGUGCGCCUGUAAGGGUAUUCGUUGGACUGUUUUACACGGUUUUCAAGGAUGAGUUAUGCCGAAAAGCCAGAGGACAUCACGAAGGAGGAGUGGAUGGACAAGCUGAAUAAUGUGCACAUUCAGAGAGCAGAUAUGAAUCGACUUAUAAUGAAUUACCUUGUAACAGAGGGAUUUAAGGAGGCUGCAGAGAAGUUUCGCUUGGAGUCUGGAAUUGAACCCAGUGUAGACCUGGACUCCCUGGAUGAGAGGAUAAAGAUCAGGGAGAUGAUCCUGAAGGGGCAGAUACAGGAAGCCAUCGCUCUCAUCAAUAGCUUACAUCCAGAGUUGCUAGACACCAACCGUUACUUGUAUUUCCAUCUGCAGCAGCAGCACCUGAUUGAGUUAAUCCGUCUGAGGGAGACUGAGUCAGCGCUGGAGUUUGCCCAGACACAGUUGGCCGAGCAGGGGGAGGAGAGUCGAGAGUGUCUGACAGAGAUGGAGAGAACGCUGGCCCUCCUGGCCUUUGACAACCCAGAAGAUUCUCCAUUUGGAGACCUGCUGAACAUGAUGCAGCGCCAAAAGGUGUGGAGUGAAGUGAAUCAAGCUGUGCUGGACUAUGAAAACAGGGAGUCGACCCCCAAGCUGGCUAAACUGCUUAAAUUGCUGCUCUGGGCUCAAAACGAGUUGGAUCAGAAGAAAGUCAAGUACCCCAAGAUGACUGACCUUAGCAAGGGCACCAUUGAGGAUCCUAAGUGAAAAAUUCAACAACAGCCACUCUUUCUAUACCCCUAAUUUAUAAACAGUCAGUGACUGUGUGUUGACCAGGUAACUCAUAAUGUAAUGCAUAAAGAGAAGGAAUUCUUUAUGAUCGUUGUAUUUAUAACAGGGAAGUUCCUUGGGCAAACUGUCAACAAUAUUUAAUUCUAUGUCCUUUCUUGAUUCCUAAAGAGAUCAUUUUGAAUCAUUCUUUAUCACCACUUCAACUUAUACACACAGGCUUACAUAGUAUUAUUCAUAUAUUAUAAAGCACCAUUUAUGAUAUAAAUGUGUCUGAAAUGGCAUCCAAUUCCUUUUAUAAAUACUUUCGCCCAACAAGGCUUCAGAUUUGUUACAGUAUGGAAGUUGGAUUUCAAAUGGAAAUAAUUAUACUGUGUGGUUUGAUCAAUUCUUAAUUAUUAUGAUGCUGAAUGGAAGAUUUGUAAGACUUGCUUUUUGACAUGUAUAAGUGUGCUUUAUACACACAAUAUUCAGCCCCACCCUAUGAUUAUGGUUGGUUGUAACGUUGGGUAUUGGGUUUGGAAAACUAGUACAUCAGACUGGCAUUGGAAUUAUUUCAGCUGCAAUGUUUAUUUUCAGUAAUUGUAUUUACCAUUUGUUAUUCGCAGUAACUUUAACAAAAUGCUUGUGUGUGUGUUCACACACACACACACACUGGAAACUAGUUCUUUUUUGUUUUAUUUUGAACGUUUAUUCUUGCUGCUGGUAUGUUUGAGCCUCGUUGUAGAUAUUGUUUACAAAUGGUGUUCCCCAUAAAGUUCACAUCCCUUUUAUUAUUCAACAUUUUUAAGAGAUUUCCAAAUAUUAAAAUAAACCAACAAAACUUGCAAAUCA
This is a messenger RNA of Gadus morhua (Atlantic cod), 1758 nucleotides long. RefSeq names its product glucose-induced degradation protein 8-B homolog. NCBI's taxonomy places the organism in Eukaryota, Metazoa, Chordata, Actinopteri, Gadiformes, Gadidae. Gene Ontology annotation, molecular function: protein binding. The transcript has 5 exons. The record is from RefSeq and is a predicted model, not a curated record. Bases 217 to 903 code for a protein of 228 amino acids.